AUGCAGGUGUAGAGAGAAAGAAAGGGUUUGUUGUGGUGGGUUUUCUGGGAGCCUCUUAGCUUUCUUGAGGGUUUUGAGUUUAAGAAAUAAAAAAGGAGACAUUUUUAUUGUUGGAUAUGGCAGAUUUUGGGUGCUUGGACACAGACAUUCCCUUUGAUGUGCUCUCCCGCUUGCAAACGAAAGAUUUGCUGGGAUUGAAGUGUGUCUCUAAAGAAUGGAAGGACCUCAUAUCUGAUCGCUCUUUCAUCCAGGCUCAGUCACAAAAGAAAGAGCCACUGUCAGGAUUCUUCUUCCAGCAGAGGCAUCGGUACUGUCCUGAUGACAUAAAAACAAUUACCUAUUUUCCUGUUGAAAGGACUAGAUUGCAGCAGGAUGUCUUCGCUUUCCUCCCUCAGGAUGUCGUGGUGUUGGCAUCGUGCAAUGGGCUUGUUUGUUGUCGAAGUUGCUACCCUUUUGAAGAUCCAGCUAUCUAUGUCUGCAACCCCUUGAACAGUGAAUGGUGGAAACUGGAUUGGAAGGAACCUGGCAAAGAAAGCUUCAUUGCUCUGGCGUUCAAUCCCUUCACGGAUAUCUCUGUCAAUUUGACAAAUUUCAAGGUUGUUAGACCGAGGCAAUUUGAGACUGAGCAGGAGGAAGCAUACUUCUCAUUUGAAAUAUAUGCCUCAAGGACAAGGAAUUGGAAGCUAUCAAAAGAGGUUUGCUGGUGUGACAAAAGUUUAUCCAAGAAUGAAGGCAUUUUUAGUGGAGGGAUCUUACACUGGCUCACUGAUGGUGACCAAAUCCUGACUUUUAAUGUAGAGAAUGAACUAGCUUGGCUGAUUUCAACGCCACUCCCAGCUGGAGAGUUUAACAGCACGCCUCAAGCUUGCAUUGGAGAAUCUGAAGGUCAACUGUAUUAUGUACUGAUCUCUGAAGAAGGACUUCAUGUAUGGGUUCUUGAGGACUACUUUGAUUCUACUUGGUCUCUCAAGUACUCGAAAACUCUUGCGCAGAUAGAAAAGGAACACUCGGGCGUCAUGAUCAAUUUAUACAACAGAGUGAUGCUCUGGCAGAGAAUUGAUGAUCGCCCAUGGAUGGAUCCCUUGGCCUUCAAAGAUGGGGUCUUGGUAGUAAGGAUAUCUAAUACCAUCCACUUAUAUCAUGUUGACACCAGCAAGAUUGAGGAAGUUGGCGAGACUUCAAAGUUCGGUGCAAUGUCCUGGGUUUCCCCCAUAGUGCUUCCCUAUACCAUGAGCCUGGUUCCUUUAGGUCGUAAAUUGGGGUCACCUUAAUUUUCAUCCUCUGCUGACUGUGAGCUUAUAUAGCUUAGGAAAGUAGUGCCUGACAGGAUUCUCAAAUUAGUAGAGACCAGUUUUGAAUCUGAGCUCUUAUGGAUCCUGACACUGUUAAAAGGAAUCCUCUUUUGUCCAUGAUGACUUGACUUUUGAAUUACUAUAUAGUUUCAGCUUUACUAGUUGUCAUUUGUUGGUAUUUUUAAUAAUCUUUUGUAAUUCUUGCAAGUUAA
Messenger RNA from Populus euphratica (Euphrates poplar), 1504 nucleotides. RefSeq names its product putative F-box protein At1g20795. Gene Ontology annotation, molecular function: protein binding. The record is from RefSeq and is a predicted model, not a curated record. Bases 117 to 1271 code for a protein of 384 amino acids. The transcript is spliced from 2 exons. Lineage: Eukaryota; Viridiplantae; Streptophyta; Magnoliopsida; Malpighiales; Salicaceae.